CUAUACUUUAGGAAUGUUGGAAAAUUUGGAAUUAAAAAAAUAAGUUUUUAAACACUGUUUUCUACUUUACCAAAAUUAAUAGGAACACAAUGAUUUUCUGUCUGACUUUUGUUGAAUAAGAAAACUGAAUUUGAAAAAAAAGAAACACGUAUAAUUCGUUAAAUAUUUCACACAGUUUCGUAAUACGUCGGCUUUUUAAUCAUGGAAGACGAAAAAGAGAAUUCUUGUCCACGAAUGUAUGGACACCUAUGCAAAUUCCAUUGGCGAGGCAUUGUCUUAAUUGUAACACCAAUUCUAUUACUGCCAAUCAUAGUACCAGGUUAUGAGAGGCCCUUACGCUGCCUAUAUGUAUUUUCUCUCAUGUCCAUUUAUUGGUUAACAACUGCCGUACCGUUACAAGUGACCGGUUUGUUGCCAUUUGUAUUGCUGCCAUUUCUGGGCCUCAUGGAUUCAACUCCGACGUGUAAACAAUACUUCACGGUACCGUUAGCAAUUUUCAUAGGCGGCGCUAUUGUGGGCCUAAGCAUCGAAUCCAGUAAUUUGGGUAAACGGGUGGCGCUCGGUUUAUUGACAAUGCUGGGUGUUAGUCCCAAACGCAUUAUCCUUACUCUCAUAUUGACUACCGGAUUUUUCUCGAUGUGGAUGCAGAACACAAUCACUACGGCAAUGAUGUUGCCCCUAGUGAAGGCAGUGCUCGAAGAAUUCGAGGCGGGCGGUCUAAGGAUCAAGGAAGACAAAAAGCCUGAGCAAGACGAAGAGAAUAGAGAGUCUUCACACAUCGCCACUGGCUAUUACUUGGCUGUAUGUUAUUCGGCAACGAUUGGUGGCUGUGCAUCAUUAAUUGGUACUUCCACAAAUAUAGCAACAAAGGGUAUAUAUGAAAAUUUAUUUGUGAAUACCACAGACGUCAUUGAUUUUCCCAAAGCGUUGGCAUACAAUGUACCUUGGGUGCUAGUAGCCUUAGUGCUCUUGUACUUCACACUUUUAAUGACACAUUUUGGUCUUUGUCGUCCAAAAAGUGCGACCGGUGCAGCACUUUCUAGCUUCACAAAAAGUUCUAACGAAGUUACGACUGCAGUUAAACAGAAAUUCGAGGAUAUGGGCCCGAUGAGCAUUCAUGAAAUUCAAGUUGCUAUAAUAUCUAUACUCAUGAUAUUUUUGCUUACAUUUCAAUCACCUGGAAUUAUAACGGGAUGGGCUGAUCCUAUGAAUAAGAAAGGUUUUAUCAAAGGAGCUACGCCAAUGAUUGCCGUGGUCGUAAUGCUCUUUUAUUUUCCAGCAAGAUAUACAUUUUUCAAAUUAUGCUGCGGCAAGGGUCCUUUUCCUCCCAGCGCUGAGAAACCUUUGCUGUCAUGGAAAUACGUUAAUAACAAUUUCCCUUGGGGGAUCGUUUUUGUACUAGGUAGCGGGUUCGCACUCUCAAAAACAUUUAUAGAGUCUGGUUUAUCUCUAUGGCUUGCUGAUAAAGUGUCCGCAUUCAAUGGAUUGCCAUUACCGGUUUUACAGUUAUUUUCUCUUUUGGUUUCGGCAUUUUUAACGACAUUUACUUUGAAUACGGGCGUGUGCAAUAUCGUUGUACCAAUUAUAAGUGAAAUUGCACGUAAUGCUAAAACGCAUCCACUAAAUUUGGUAUAUCCAGCUGGCCUAGGUUGCUGUGUCGCUUUCCUUUUACCAAUCAGUACGCCAGCUAAUGCCCUUGUAGCAGAACAAGCCAACAUAAGCUGGAAGAAAAUGUUCGUUGCCGGUCUAAUCCCUACGUUUACAACCGUAACUCUCAUCUAUCUGAAUUCUAUAUCUUGGCACUUCAUUGUAUUUCCAGCAACUAAAGAUUAUCCUGCCUGGGCUGAUCUCCAGAAGAAGUAAAGACAAACUUUCAACGGUUCUCAUACAUUCGAAUAUUUUUUUUGUAAAACUUCAACAUUUAUUUCCUUGUUGUUAUAUUAAAUCAUUUAACUUUUAUUAAAUAAAAACUUUUCCCGUUACUUACAAUCGUCUAAAUUCUUUUCACCAGCGAUGAAAUACAUAAACCUAUUUACGUAGCGGAUACAUGUUGUGGCCUAUACGCUGACAAUGUGUCACUUUCGGUUAGAGGUAAAUUUCCGAAUACUUUCCGUUGGCCCGUAUCGUGCAGACUAAACUUAGCAAAAGAAAGAUCUGGUAUUGUUUACUAGGAAACGCAGCAUUCCAGAAAUCAUACCACUAUUAUUCCAUUAUUAAAUGGUAUCAGAUAAUCGAGUGGAAGGUGGUGACUUUUAAGCAAAAUUAUGCGGAACGCCAAGCGAUGUUG
Bactrocera dorsalis (oriental fruit fly) is the source of this 2287-nucleotide messenger RNA. RefSeq names its product protein I'm not dead yet. Gene Ontology annotation, cellular component: membrane. Lineage: Eukaryota; Metazoa; Arthropoda; Insecta; Diptera; Tephritidae. Gene Ontology annotation, biological process: monoatomic anion transmembrane transport; citrate transport. The transcript is spliced from 13 exons. Gene Ontology annotation, molecular function: citrate transmembrane transporter activity; succinate transmembrane transporter activity. Bases 202 to 1863 code for a protein of 553 amino acids. The record is from RefSeq and is a predicted model, not a curated record.